This is a messenger RNA of Symbiodinium necroappetens, 281 nucleotides long. Lineage: Eukaryota; Dinophyceae; Suessiales; Symbiodiniaceae. The record is from the annotation of a GenBank genome assembly.
GUUGCAGCAGCCUACAAUCUUAUCAACAGGGACACUGGGGUUCUGGGAGAUGUGUCUGACCCGUACGUGGUGGCGCAAGUUGGAAGUAUGACGCAGCAAACGCCAGUUAUCAACAACGAACUGAACCCCGUUUGGCAGGAAAACAACCAGUUCUCCUUCAACAUUGUGGAUCACAGUGCAGAUCGCUAUCUUGAAUUGAAGGUGAUGAACUCCAACGUUAUGAAGGAUGAUAGCCUGGGUAGCAUCAGAGUUGACACUCGCUCCAUCGAUCCGGGUCAGUG